This is a messenger RNA of Aspergillus caelatus, 858 nucleotides long. RefSeq lists its product as uncharacterized. NCBI's taxonomy places the organism in Eukaryota, Fungi, Ascomycota, Eurotiomycetes, Eurotiales, Aspergillaceae. The record is from RefSeq and is a predicted model, not a curated record. The transcript has a single exon. Bases 1 to 858 code for a protein of 285 amino acids.
AUGAAAUGGGUUCUAUUUUAUAUAUAUUUACUCUGUCUACCGGUUUGUUGGGGUGUGCCGGUUCCGGGGAUAUCCUUAUCUGAUAAGGAUCAGAAGCAGGAUCAGGACCAUGGGUUCCAGAUAUCUAGGGGGAUGAAGUUCUGGAGGAGAGUAUAUGGAUAUGAAUAUGGACAGAGGAACAACGGACACCAUGAGUCGAAUACACGCAUACUAGCAGCAACUUCUUCCUCUCGAGAUACGGAUGUUGAUGUUGCUAUGACUAUGGGGCAAAGUCAACAUCCCAUCACGCUCACUCAACCACCGGCUUAUCAAUCAUACCAUGACUCUAAGGACUAUACUUCCUCCGACAACUCUAAUAUCAACAACGAUAUUAACAGCAACAGCAACAACGACUACAACAACAAUAACGACCUUAAUAAUCAUAAUAAUAAUAAUAAUAAUAACAACAACCCCACAACCCACGGAUCUUUCCUCACCACCUCCAAUACAAUUCCAACACAGAUACCACCCUCAACAACAAAACGCUACCUCCGCGUCCUCCACGACACGCAACUCCCCACGACCUUUCUAAAGAACCACAUGCAUGAGAUUGUCGUCGUCGGGUUAUUCCUACUCAUCCCUGUUACUCUGGCACUUGUGGAGAUUAUUGAAAGGAUUGGGUUGGGUGUUGAUGAGGGUAUUGAGCUUGAAGAGUAUCUACAGAUGAAGAGGGGAAGAGGGAUGAUUCGACGGGGGAGAGGGAGGGGGAGGGUUUUCAGGAAGAAGAGAGGGAAGGGCAAGGGGAAGAAGAAGUUGAAGUUUCUGGAGAUGGUGGUGGAUGUGGAUAUUGAUAUAGAAGACCAAGCACUCUACCGAUGA